UAUAUAUAGGAAAAGUAGUCAUCUAUUCAAAAACAUUUCUGCUAAACAAUGGAAGUUUUUAAUAGAAUGAAAGAUAAAGAAAAGUGGUAUAAAGAUGCUAUUGAAUACUGGCAGAAACAAGAUCCUUCAGUUGAUGGAAUGCUUCAGGGGUUUGAGAGCAUUUCUGAAAUAGAUGUAAAAGGCUCUGAUGAGUUUUUAAAUUCUUUAAAGACCAAAGGCUUACUGACUGCUACUUGUCGCAGAGCUGUGGAUUGUGGCGCCGGAAUCGGACGCGUUUCGAAACAUUUUCUGCUUAAGCGGUUUGAGGUUGUUGACAUAGUCGAGCAAUGCGAAAACUUUACUAAUAAUAUAAACAAUUACAUGGAUGACGUUAAUCUUAGCUUGAGAAUUGAAAAUAUUUACAAUGAGGGGUUACAGACAUUCAAUCCUAAACAAAAUUACUAUGACGUCAUUUGGAUCCAAUGGGUCAUUGGUCAUCUUACUGAUGAAGAUUUGAUUUCUUUCAUUAAACGGUGUCAAAAGGGCCUUACGAAUGGAGGUUGCAUUGUUAUAAAAGAUAAUAUCGCGGCACGGAAUCCUGUAUUUGAUCAAGACGACAGCAGUGUAACCAGAACGCAUCAAGACUUUAUAAACCUUUUUAAGAAAGCAGAUGCUACCCUGUUAUACAAUGACAUACAGAAAGGAUUCCCAGCUCAUCUAUUUUCAGUAAAAAUGUAUGCUCUCCGCUGAAACCAAAAAGUUGCCAGAGCGACUUUAAAUUCCAUUAGUCCGUUAAAAUAGCAGUUUUUCGUUAUUCACUGAAUAAAGGGCUUUGUCCUGUCAAAGUUUUAAUGGUUUGUCCAUUUGGUUGAGUUUGUCUCUAUAAACUUGUUUUUCCUUGUAUAAUCAGAUAUUGCAUCUAAUUUUUUCGUUUGC
Messenger RNA from Hydra vulgaris (swiftwater hydra), 915 nucleotides. Its product is annotated as N-terminal Xaa-Pro-Lys N-methyltransferase 1. Gene Ontology annotation, biological process: N-terminal protein amino acid methylation. Gene Ontology annotation, cellular component: cytoplasm. The record is from RefSeq and is a predicted model, not a curated record. Gene Ontology annotation, molecular function: N-terminal protein N-methyltransferase activity. NCBI's taxonomy places the organism in Eukaryota, Metazoa, Cnidaria, Hydrozoa, Anthoathecata, Hydridae.